Rhea pennata is the source of this 4470-nucleotide messenger RNA. RefSeq names its product dystrophin related protein 2 (gene DRP2). Gene Ontology annotation, biological process: synaptic signaling. Gene Ontology annotation, molecular function: protein binding; zinc ion binding. The record is from RefSeq and is a predicted model, not a curated record. The transcript has 23 exons. Lineage: Eukaryota; Metazoa; Chordata; Aves; Rheiformes; Rheidae. Gene Ontology annotation, cellular component: plasma membrane. The coding region runs from base 118 to 2964 and encodes 948 amino acids.
AUUCUCUGAGACAAAGACUAUUUUAGAAGAGCAAGGAACAAGUGGGAGAUAUGGGAAGCGAAACAGUCAAAGGUGCUUGUGCCGGAGUUGUCUCCAUCCCCAUGAACAUCGGUUCUGAUGCAGCCUCUGGUCAUGCAGGAAUGGCCCUAUGUCCUCCCACGGUGUCCUGAGUGGCAUGUUGCAGACCAGGCAGAGCAUAGCAGCACUGCCCACCCACUGUCUCAGGUUAGAGCCUCUCAGGAUGGCGCAGGACCUUCGUGCAUAACCCCCCAGGCUCCUAGCAGUGCUGCUGGGCCCCAGGCCCCACUGGAGAUGAAUCUUUGUUGGAAUGAGAUCAAAAAGAAAUCCCACAGCCUUCGGGCUCGACUGGAGGCCUUUUCUGACCACAGUGGGAAACUGCAGGUCCCUCUUCAGGAGAUCAUAGAUUGGCUUGGGCAGAAGGAUGAGGAGCUCUCAGCACAACUACCACUCCGGGGAGAUGUCCUUCUGGUGCAGCAGGAAAAAGAGACGCAUGCGGCUUUCAUGGAAGAAGUGAAGUCUCGGGGGCCGUACAUUUACUCUGUCCUGGAGUCAGCACAAGCUUUCCUUUCUCAGCAUCCAUUUGAGGAAUUAGAAGAACCAACAUCAGAAGGCAAAGAUGUCUCUCCCCGGCACCGGAUCCAGAACAUCAGCCGUUUUGUGUGGAAGCAGGCGAAUGUGGCCAGCGAGCUGUGGGAGAAGCUCACAGCCCGGUGUGUGGACCAACACCGUCACAUUGAACGCACGCUGGAACAGCUGCUGGAGAUUAAAGGGGCCAUGGAGGAGCUCAGCACAACACUGGACCAGGCUGAAAGUGUGCGUGAAACCUGGGAACCUAUUGGAGACCUCUUCAUUGACUCUCUACCAGAGCACAUCCAGUCGACCAAGCUCUUCAAAGAGGAACUCUCCCCCAUGAAGGAUGGGGUGAAAGUGGUCAAUGACCUUGCACACCAGCUCGCCAUCUCAGAUGUCCACCUGUCCAUGGAAAACUCUCGCACCCUGGAGCAGAUCAACACACGGUGGAAACAGCUGCAGGCCUCCAUAAAUGAACGCCUGAAGCAACUCCAAGAUGCCCACCGGGACUUUGGACCAGGCUCCCAGCACUUCCUCUCCUCCUCUGUUCAAGUCCCUUGGGAGCGAGCCAUUUCCCCCAAUAAAGUGCCAUACUACAUCAACCAUCAGGCCCAGACAACAUGCUGGGACCACCCGAAGAUGACAGAGUUAUACCAAACACUAGCGGAUUUGAACAACAUCAAGUUUUCAGCAUAUCGGACAGCCAUGAAACUGCGACGAGUGCAGAAAGCCCUGCGAUUGGACAUGGUGACCCUGGCCACAGCCUUGGAAAUCUUCAAUGAGCAUGACCUGCAACCCAGCGACCGGGCGAUGGAUGUGGUGGAAGUCAUCCACUGCCUGACUGCCCUCUAUGAGAGGCUGGAGGAGGAGCGGGGCAUCCUGGUCAACGUGCCUCUCUGCGUGGACAUGAGCCUUAACUGGCUGCUGAAUGUCUUUGACAGUGGUCGCAGUGGGAAGAUGAGGGCCCUCUCCUUCAAGACUGGCAUUGCAUGUCUGUGCGGGACGGAGGUCAAGGAGAAGUUCCAGUAUCUCUUCAGCCAAGUGGCAAACCCUGGGGGACUGUGUGACCAACGGCACCUUGGCGUCCUGCUCCAUGAGGCCAUCCAGGUCCCACGCCAGCUGGGGGAGGUGGCAGCAUUUGGGGGCAGCAACGUGGAGCCCAGCAUCCGCAGCUGCUUCCGCUUCAGCAAUGGGAAAGCUGCCAUUGAGGCAUCCCAGUUCCUGGAGUGGGCCAACCUGGAGCCACAGUCCAUGGUAUGGCUGGCUGUGCUGCACCGAGUGACCAUGGCCGAGCAAGUGAAGCACCAGACCAAGUGUUCUGUCUGCCGGCAGUGUCCCAUCAAGGGCUUCAGGUAUCGGAGCCUGAAGCAGUUCAAUGUGGAUAUUUGCCAGACCUGCUUCCUCACGGGGCGAGCCAGCAAGGGCAACAAGCUGCACUACCCCAUCAUGGAGUACUACACCCCGACUACAUCCAGUGAGAACAUGAGGGACUUUGCCACAACGCUGAAGAACAAGUUUCGAUCCAAGCAGUACUUUAGCAAGCACCCACAGAGAGGAUACCUGCCUGUCCAGUCCGUGCUUGAGGCAGACUUCUCUGAGACACCAGCCUCAUCCCCGAUGCUACCACACGCCGACACCCACUCCCGGAUUGAACACUUUGCAAGCAGGCUUGCAGAGAUGGAAAGCCAGAACUGUUCCUUCUUUAAUGACAGCCUGUCCCCUGAUGAUAGCCUGGAUGAGGACCAGUACCUGCUGCGCCAUUCCAGCCCCAUCACUGACAGAGAACCUGGGAGCAGCCAGCAGGCCCCAGGCAGCCUCAACACAGAAGACAAGGGGGAGCUGGAGCGAAUCCUGGCCCACUUAGAGGAUGAAAACAGGAUUCUCCAGGGAGAGCUGAGGCGUUUGAAAUGGCAGCAUGAUGAGGCAGUGGAGUCUCCAACCUUGGCUGCGGGCUCCCCUGAAUCAGUGCAGGACCCGCAUAAUGACGAGCUCCUAGCAGAAGCACGAAUUCUUCGGCAGCACAAGAGCCGUCUGGAGACCCGUAUGCAGAUCCUGGAGGACCACAACAAGCAACUGGAGUCCCAGCUGCACCGGCUGAGAGAGCUGCUGCUACAGCCUCCAACAGAGUCAGAUGGCAAUGGUUCAGCAGCUUCUUCCUUGGCUUCAUCUCCACACCAGUCUGAGGACAGCCAAGUGAAGGAGCGGGAGCACAACACCCCUGACACUGAAGCUGCAGAUGAGGUGGAGGCCAAAACGCAGGAUGUCAGUGUGUGCCUGGAGGAUAUCAUGGAGAAGCUGCGGAGCGCCUUCCCCAACUCUCGAGGUACUCGAGUGAAGUCCCCCUCUCUGGCUUCUUACUGUUCCCUCAGAUGAGGUUUCCAUCUCCAUGGAGCUCUGCCCGAUCCCACCCUCCCUGUGACAGCUGGUCCCCUGCAGCACCUGCAGCCAAGAGCUACAUUGUCACUACACUGCUGGGACUGAUGUGCGGCCUGGGUGCAGAGAGGAUGAGAGGUUCUCCCACCUGCAAGAUCAGAGCUACUGAGGGUGAUGACCAGCUGGAUCGUACCAGACGAGCCACAAGCAUCCUGCUCAGGGCCCUGCAUGCCCAUGGGCUCCUCCCCAUGAAGACAGGCAGACCUGACGGCACAGAGCUUGCAGUGAUCACCUCAAACCACCCUGUCUCAUCCCUGCCUGGAAGGAUGGAGGCACCGGUUACCUGGCAAAACUGAAGAAAUGGUGCAAGCUCUCCUAGCCGCUCACGGAUGGCUCUUCCCAGCAGAAAUGUGACGGGGGUGCUCGUGUGAACAGCCUCCUGCUUCCUGCGUGGGGGUUGACGUUGGCACCAGUGGCCCCUGCUUUCACUUUCUGCCUGGCCCUUUUCUCACCCAAGGGGCAGAGCUCUGCAGCUCUCUGCUUGACACCCUCCCUCACCCAGGCUGCCUGUGUGCGUGAAGGAGGGAGACGUUGCUUGGUGUCAGCACUGACACGGUGGCAAAGUUUCCCCUGCCUAUACAUCCUCACCUACUUUCUGCCAUCCCUUAACGUGCCUAUUCUAACCAGGUGGCUCCAAGUGUCAUUCUCCUGACCUCUCCAUUUCUCUUUCAGGUAUGACCUCCCUUAUCUAACACCUUCUGUGAGCCAGAGGCUUUCUCUAACCAGCUACCUGGCUGCUUUCCUCCCCUUCCUCUUAACUGCCAUGCUUCCCCUGCGGCAGGCCUCACUUGGACUCCCUCGGGAGCGCCCUGAGCCGGUCAUGAACCAUACUUGCCAGCUCCAGAAGAUCUCAGGGGAACAUGGGCCACGUGGGAGCAGGACUGUGGGCUCCUCUGGGGUCUAGCUCAGUCGCUCAGCCAUAGCAUCCAGGCUUGGACUCACUGGACUGCACAGAAAGGCUGAGAAGAAAGAGUUGAAGCCAUGAAAGCUACGUGUCUCCCUCAGCACUCAUGGGCUGCCACCUUUGGCCGCAGCCCUUAGAGGACAAAGAGCUCAGCAUUCUGCUCCUCUCUGGUUCUGCCCAGUGUCACCCAGGUUCAUGGGCACCUCGUAAUGCUCCUGCAGCCACCAGCCAGCCACCCAGUCUUUAAACUCUUCUUAACAGCAUCCAGCUACCAGCUUCACAGACUGAACUCCCCACUGCUCAGGGCUUCGCGGCUACCUGGGCACGUACCGUCUGGCGGGGAGAGUUUGUGAGGGCUGCGGGGUAGGGAGGAGUCCAUGUUAGAGCUUCAGCCCAGCUAGUAGCCUUAUUGUGGGAGGAGCUUUAUAACGGAGCCUUACCAUUUAAUUUGCAUAUAUUUCUAUAUAAUAUAUAUAUAUAUAUAUAUUCUGUACUUAAAUAUUCUCAUGGACUCACUCCAUUAAAUUCUAAUACCUUGUUAA